AUGAAUAAAGAUGGAAAAAAUGAUAUUUUUGUAGAUGAUAUAAUAAAAAAUGAUAUUGAGUUAAAGAAAGAAUAUAUAAAUAAUGUAAUAAAUUAUAAGGAUAGGAUACCCUUGGUUGAGUAUAAAAAGGAAGAAAAUGUAAUGGAUAUAUAUUCGAAAUAUCAUUUUAUAGAUAAUAUAUUUAUUAAUGUGACUAAGAAGGAUGAGGAGGAUAAAUUUGAUAUACGCUUUGUAAAUAAUAAUGAUUAUAAUGAAAUAGAUAAUGAAAUAAAUAAUGAAAUAGAUAAUGAAAUAGAUAAGGUUGGUGAUAAUGAUAUAAACAAUGUUGUUAAUAAGGUGAAAAUAAAUAACUUCCUACAUUUAAAUGAGAAAAGAAAUGUAAUAAUUUUAUUAAGUGGUUGUUCAGGAUGUGGAAAAAGUACCUUAAGUUGUUUAUUAGCGAUGUUUUUGAAUAUAAGACAUAUUAUAUCAACAGAUAUUAUAAGAGAAAUAUUAAGAAAAUUUCAAAUAAAAAAAGAUAGGUAUCUUCGUUUUUCUACAUAUGAAUCAUGGAAACUACAUGCUAAUGAAGAUGAAAUGAAUAUAAUCCAAUUAUAUAAUAACAAAUUAAACAAAAGUGAACAUAUAAAUGAUAAUAAUAAUGAUAAUAAUAAUGAUAAUAAUAAUGAUAAAGAAGAAAUUGAGAAAAUAUUAACAAAAAAAUGUAUCGAAAAUUAUUUAAUACAGUGUGAUGUUUUAUAUCCAUAUAUAGAUGAAAUAAUAUAUGAGAAUAUAAAAAAAAAUCAAUCUUUAAUUAUAGAAGGUGUACAUUUAAGUACACACGUAAUGAAAAAAUUAAUAAAGAAAUAUCCCAAUAAAAUUAUAUAUUUCUUAGUUUAUAUAAAUGAUAAAGAAACUAGUAUUAAAAGAUUUGCUAAAAGAACAAAUAAUAAUAAAUUAUCAAAUAAUAAAAAUGAAAAAGUAAAUAAAUAUAUACAAAACUUUAAUUACAUAAGUGGAAUUCAAUCAUAUUUAUUACAAUCAUCAAAAGAUUUAGAUAAUACAAUCAAUUAUAUUGAAAAUAUUGAUAUUUAUAGAUCCUUACAAAUAAUUAUGAAUUCUGUAUAUGCUCAUAAAUGA
Plasmodium gaboni is the source of this 1119-nucleotide messenger RNA. RefSeq lists its product as hypothetical. The transcript has a single exon. The record is from RefSeq and is a predicted model, not a curated record. NCBI's taxonomy places the organism in Eukaryota, Apicomplexa, Aconoidasida, Haemosporida, Plasmodiidae. The coding region runs from base 1 to 1119 and encodes 372 amino acids.